Messenger RNA from Daktulosphaira vitifoliae (grape phylloxera), 1578 nucleotides. RefSeq names its product DNA repair protein RAD51 homolog 4-like. Gene Ontology annotation, biological process: double-strand break repair via homologous recombination; telomere maintenance; reciprocal meiotic recombination. Gene Ontology annotation, molecular function: four-way junction DNA binding; ATP-dependent DNA damage sensor activity; ATP binding. The record is from RefSeq and is a predicted model, not a curated record. The transcript has 5 exons. Bases 562 to 1497 code for a protein of 311 amino acids. NCBI's taxonomy places the organism in Eukaryota, Metazoa, Arthropoda, Insecta, Hemiptera, Phylloxeridae. Gene Ontology annotation, cellular component: centrosome; replication fork; Rad51B-Rad51C-Rad51D-XRCC2 complex.
CGAAAACCUUGCUGCGCGUUUUAUUCUGAACAAUAACAGAAAUGCAGUGUUGACAACUUUAUAAACGAUAAAGAACGCGUGACGCGCCCAAUAAAUCCCGCCUAAUUUUAAAUACUUGUUAAGGUUAGGUUAAUAGUGAUACCAGUUAGCGUUUACUAAAAACAUGAACCUGAAUGUAGUAAGAUAGACUACAAUACCAAUGUUGAUAAUUUAUAAAUUUUACAAAUUAUCUCGUUAAAAACUAAUAGUUGUACAAUAAAUAUUAUGUUAUCCUGUUGGUAUUAUGAUUAUGCUGGUCUUUUUAAAGUAGAGUCCGAGUUUUUAACUUCACAUUAUUUCAUUAAUAGUGUAGACCAUACUAAUACAUGUAAAAUAACUGGUAUAAACAGUAACUACAAUAAUUGAUGGUAGAUUUGGAUGUUAUUGCGUAAAUAUUAUAGAUUUUAUUUCGGUGAUAUUAUAACACCUUAUUAUUUUACUUCCCUAACUUGAAUUUUUGAUUACGUGACUGAAAAUCCCAUUUUAAUUAAUCAAUAAAAAACAGUAUUUCCCUAAAAAAUUAUGAUACGAUUAAAAGUUCCAUUAUUACCUAAUGAAACGAUCAUCUGUAAAUUGUUUUCAAGAAAUAUAUUUACGGUUUUCGAUUUUUUACAAAAGCCUAGUGUAGAUCUGCAAGAAAUUUGUAACAUGAGUUGCAAGGACGUUUCUAAAUUAAAAGAUGCUUUGAUUGUAUCUUGUUCAGUAUUUAUUAAUGGAUAUAGUUUAUAUAAGAAUAAACCAAUAAAUAAUUUAAUCAAAACAGGAAUCUUAGAAUUAGAUGAACUUUUAAAUGGAGGUCUACAUUUAGGUACAAUUUAUGAAUUUUGUGGUCCAUCAUCUUGUGGCAAAACUAUAUUAUGUUACAACAUUAUAGCCAAUUACAUUUAUUUUCAUUCUAGUAAACAAAUUAUAUAUAUUGACACAAAAUUUAAAUUUUCUAUCAAAAGAUUAAAAGAAAUUAUUGCUCUAAAAUGUUUAUUGCCUUUAAAUCAAGAGAACACCAUCUUGAAAAAAGUUAUUAUCUACUCCAUUUCUGAUGUGUAUAACUUAUUCAAUUGCUUGCACAAUCUUAAACCAAAUCCAGAAGAUAUAAUAAUUAUUGAUUCAAUAACUGUACCCUAUUUAUCAUUUGUUGGGUCAUCAAAAAACGAAGGUUUAUGUUAUAUAAGUCAUAUUUCUUCAGUCCUCCAUCAUUUAACACAAAAAAAUGUUACAAUAAUAAUUACCAACUUAGCAGUUAAACAAAGUGAUUAUUUUAAUGAUGAACCAACAAAAACAUCAACAGAAAAUAAUGAAUUUAAGCCUGCUAUUGGAAAAUAUUGGCUUCAUAUUCCUAACACAAGACUUAUGUUAUCUUGCUUACCACAAAAUAAAAUUUCCAUUAAUAUUUCAAAAAGUGUGUACUUACCAUUAAACAAAAAUUGUAAUAUAAAAAUAUACAAUGGUGGUAUUUUGUAAUAUAGUAUUCAAUAAAAUGUUAUACAUUAUAUAAGGAAAAACAAAUUUAUUCAUAGAAAUUAAAUAUUAUUAGUUACAAAU